Molecule: messenger RNA, 735 nt
Organism: Eutrema salsugineum
Lineage: Eukaryota; Viridiplantae; Streptophyta; Magnoliopsida; Brassicales; Brassicaceae
Product: peptidyl-prolyl cis-trans isomerase FKBP15-1
Exons: 6
Coding region: 80-538 (152 amino acids)
Biological process (GO): protein peptidyl-prolyl isomerization
Molecular function (GO): peptidyl-prolyl cis-trans isomerase activity
Source: RefSeq, a predicted model, not a curated record
UCUUUGUCAAAGUCAAUACAAAGAGUACCCUGAAACAGAUCGUACCGUAAUCACUUCAGUGACUGAGAUAUCAAAGACGAUGAGCCUUGCAUCCGCCAUGAAAGCUGCCGGAGUUUUGGUUCUGUUUGCAAUUCUAACACUAGCUUAUGCGAAGAAGGUAGCUGAUGUGACAGAGUUACAGAUUGGUGUGAAGUACAAGCCUCAGAAAUGCGAUCUUCAGGCUCACAAAGGAGACAAGAUCAAGGUCCAUUAUCGGGGAAAGUUAACAGAUGGAACUGUCUUUGAUUCAAGUUUUGAGAGGGGUGACCCUAUUGAGUUUGAGCUUGGAACUGGUCAAGUCAUUCCAGGAUGGGACCAGGGUCUACUCGGAGCUUGUGUAGGUGAGAAGAGAAAGCUGAAAAUCCCAUCUAAACUUGGUUAUGGUGAUAACGGCUCACCACCAAAGAUCCCUGGUGGGGCAACACUGAUAUUCGACACCGAGCUUGUUGCUGUGAAUGGGGAAACAGCAAGCGAAGGAAAAACGAAGAACGAGCUUUGAUUAUACCAUCUUCGUCUUCUUAUUUUCCUUUUGAAAAUUAAACCGUUAAACUUGUGGUCGUCAGUAUUUUAAUCUCGAAACAUUCCUAGAAUCGCUUACGUUUUGCUAGUUGAAGACAAUAAUUGUGUUUUGGUCAUAACAUUAGUUAUCUAGCAGUUGGAAAAUUACAACUUGGCUCGAUGUAUAAGCCAACUUAA